AGAAAUUUGCUAAAAGAAAAAAUAAAAAAAUAAAAACAGGAAGAAAAGUAAAGAAAAAAAAAAAUCCACCCGACGGCUACGCUACGGCGGCGCGGCCACACAACCACCAGUCUAUCAUCUCACUGCUCCGGCUCUCGAUGUUCAAUUACCGAGAGUACCCCUGAAUUCGACCUAGUUUUCAGUCCACGGGCCUCGAUUUUGAUGCCUCUCUCUAGCUGGAGGUGCUAUUGACAGUUCAGGCGAAGCAGAUGCCGGAAUCUUACUGCACGCCGCCGGCGGACGACGCCGCUAAGUCGGUUUCGGAUAAGGCGCCGGAAUAUUCCUCCGGGAAGUCGCUGCUGGAAAAGCCGCUUCACCACCUUACUGAAGAUGACGUUGCGCAGCUCACCCGAGAAGACUGCCGCCGCUAUCUCAAGGAGAAAGGGAUGAGGAGACCUUCGUGGAACAAAUCACAAGCAAUUCAGCAAGUGAUAAUGCUGAAGAAGCUUCUAGAAGUUGAUUCUGAAACUGGUUCGGUAAAGCGCCCCAAUUACAUCGUCCAUGGCAGCUAUAAUGCUGCUAAGGAGAGUGUUCCUAAAGGUAAAAGCAGAGAUGCAGAAAUUUCUUUAUCGACAAAGGAGAUGAUGCUUAACCAUAUAGGUGAUCUGAACAAUCCCGAUUCAUCUUUUUCAGGCAGUUUUGCAGCCGCAAAAGAUGAGUCUUUCCGGCCAAGAACAAUAGGUCCAACAGAUAUUGCAGCUGGGCAAAUGACGAUAUUUUAUGGCGGAAAAGUGAAUGUUUAUGAUGAUAUGCCUGCAGAUAAGGCUCGGGCGAUAAUGCACAUUGCAGCCAGUCCACUAGAGUUCUCAGAGGAGCAGCUGAAUGAUGCUAGAAUACUGCAACCUUCACUUGGACUCCCAAAAGCUCUCACCCUGAAAAUGCACCAGAAUUCUGUAGAUGGUACCUUGCCACGUCUCCAUAUAGCGAACAUGAGGGACAACUCGCUAACUAUUGGAGAAGAAAGUAUCAUGCUUCUUGAAGGGACCCCUGUCGAAGGUCCUUCCGGCAGAAAAGCUUCACUGCAGAGAUAUCUUGAGAAGAAGAAAGACAGGUUUACAAGUGGACUCGACCUGAAAAGUUCCGACUGGUCCAGCUUUAUGCCAAGAUAAUGCUUCGGGAUGUGAAUUACUUUUUCGGUAAUUCGUAUGCUUUAGAAGUUAGAAGGAACCACGUUAGGCUUUUAGCAGUCUUUUGGUUUCUAGUCGAAUAUUGGCCCUUGAGGACCUUUUUCAGCUGAUACUCGAAAAUUUUAUCG
Molecule: messenger RNA, 1294 nt
Organism: Striga asiatica
Lineage: Eukaryota; Viridiplantae; Streptophyta; Magnoliopsida; Lamiales; Orobanchaceae
Source: the annotation of a GenBank genome assembly